Messenger RNA from Brugia malayi, 453 nucleotides. RefSeq names its product KE2 family protein (gene Bma-pfd-2). NCBI's taxonomy places the organism in Eukaryota, Metazoa, Nematoda, Chromadorea, Rhabditida, Onchocercidae. The record is from RefSeq and is a predicted model, not a curated record. The transcript is spliced from 3 exons. Gene Ontology annotation, biological process: protein folding. The coding region runs from base 1 to 453 and encodes 150 amino acids. Gene Ontology annotation, cellular component: cytoplasm; prefoldin complex. Gene Ontology annotation, molecular function: protein folding chaperone.
AUGUCGUACGAAGUAUCAGGAGAAUCUAAGGGUAAUGAGAAAAAUCUACCGGUAAAGGAUAAAGAUAAGUGUACGGAAGAAAAAGAUGACAAGAACGCGAUAAUAGCUGGUUUACAGCAACUUCGUGAGCAGCAAAGAAAUAUUGUAGUGGAGUUAGCACGAGUAGAAGACGAUAAACGUGAACAUGAACGUGUGAUUCAAGUGUUAAAAAAGAUGGAAGGUGAUAGAAAAUGCUUUCGAAUGGUAGGCACAACUUUAGUGCAGCAUGAAAUUAAAACUGUAUUGCCCAUUUUGGAAUCUACAUUACAAAAUCUGGAUACAUUAGUGAAUUCAAUGAAGGAUAAUUUGAUAGAAAAAGGUAAAGAAUUGCAAGAAUAUACGGAAAAACAUAAAAUUCGUUAUGUCACUGAGAAAGAAUUGAGGGAAGAAUCUGAACGUAACAUGAAAAAAUGA